AUGCCCUUGCUUUGGCUGCGAGGAUUUCUGUUGGCGAGUUGCUGGAUUAUAGUGAGGAGUUCCCCUACCCCGGGAUCCGAGGGGCCCGGGGCGGACCCCGCCUGCCCGUCCUGUGCACUGACCACCCUGCCCAAGGAGGUCCCCAGCGCCCAGCCGGAGAUGGUGGAGGCCGUCAAAAAGCACAUCUUGAACAUGCUGCACUUGAAGAAGAGACCCGAGGUCACCCAGCCGGUGCCCAAGGCGGCGCUUCUGAACGCGAUCAAAAAGCUCCAUGUGGGCAAAGUGGGGGAGCACGGGUACGUGGAGAUAGAGGAUGACAUCGGCAGGAGGGCAGAAAUGAAUGAACUGAUGGAGCAGACCUCCGAGAUCAUCACGUUCGCGGAAUCAGGCGCCACCAGGAAGACGCUGCACUUUGAGAUUUCCAAAGAGGGCAGUGACCUGUCAGUGGUGGAGCGUGCAGAAAUCUGGCUCUUCCUAAAAGUCCCCAAGGCCAACAGGAACAGGACCAAAGUCACUAUCCGUCUCUUUCAGCAGCUGAAGCAUCCGCAGGGCAGCUUGGACACGGGGGACGAGGCCGAGGCUGUUGGAAUAAUGGGGGAGAGGAGUGAACUGUUGAUAUCAGAAAAGGCAGUGGAUGCUCGGAAGAGCACCUGGCACAUCUUUCCCGUCUCCAGCAGCAUCCAGCGGUUGCUGGACCAGGGCAGGAGCUCCCUGGACAUUCGGAUUGCCUGUGAGCAGUGCCAUGAGACUGGUGCCAGCCUCGUGCUCAUGGGCAAGAAGAAGAAGAAAGAAGAGGAGGGGGAAGGAAAGAAAAAGGCCGGAGGAGAAGGAGGGGCGGGAGGAGACGAGGAGAAGGAGCAGUCCCAUAGACCUUUCCUCAUGCUGCAGGCCCGCCAAUCGGAAGACCACCCCCAUCGGAGACGGCGGCGGGGCUUGGAGUGCGAUGGCAAGGUCAACAUCUGCUGUAAGAAACAGUUCUUUGUCAGCUUCAAGGACAUUGGCUGGAAUGACUGGAUCAUCGCUCCCUCUGGCUAUCAUGCCAACUACUGCGAGGGUGAGUGCCCGAGCCACAUAGCAGGCACGUCGGGGUCAUCGCUCUCCUUCCAUUCCACCGUCAUCAACCACUACCGCAUGCGGGGGUACAGCCCCUUCUCCAACCUCAAGUCGUGCUGUGUGCCCACCAAGCUGAGACCCAUGUCCAUGUUGUACUAUGAUGACGGGCAGAACAUCAUCAAGAAGGACAUUCAGAACAUGAUCGUGGAGGAGUGUGGGUGCUCGUAG
Pipistrellus nathusii (Nathusius's pipistrelle) is the source of this 1281-nucleotide messenger RNA. Lineage: Eukaryota; Metazoa; Chordata; Mammalia; Chiroptera; Vespertilionidae. The record is from the annotation of a GenBank genome assembly.